Molecule: messenger RNA, 1659 nt
Organism: Acaromyces ingoldii
Lineage: Eukaryota; Fungi; Basidiomycota; Exobasidiomycetes; Exobasidiales; Cryptobasidiaceae
Exons: 3
Coding region: 1-1659 (552 amino acids)
Source: RefSeq, a predicted model, not a curated record
AUGGACCAGGGAGAGUCUGCCCAGCUCAGCACGACGGUCAUGGACCACGACGAGCCCAUCCUGCUCAAUGGCAGCGUGAGCCACGAGGACGAGAUCCCUGAGGCGGCAACGAGUGCGCCAACAAGCCCCACAAGCCUGCAGGGCGCGUUCCACGACAGCAACGAUGUGAACGGCAUCGACGUGGACGGCAGCGACGAGGACCGCAUCGAUGUCAAUGGCAUCGACGUGGACCGUAUCGAUGUCAACGGCAUCGAGGUGGACCAUGUUGAUGUGAACGGCAGCGAUGAGGACCGCAUCGACGUGAAUGGCAUCGACGUAGACGGGCCCGUGGAUGGGCCCAUAGACGAGCCCGUAGUGACGAAUCCAGCGGCAGGCCUCAAUCUCAGGAUCUUGCUGCCCGAAGACUUUAGGGACCCGGAGAGGACCCGCCGCCUAAACAGUGCUGCCCGCACUCCGAGGGUGGAGCUGGCCGCUAACCCCUUCAUACCACAGUCGCUCACCGUCCCCGGAGGCCUACGCGCCCCUUCGCGUCGCUGGUAUGAGAUACACCGCCCCCGUCGUGUGCAGCCAGCCACAGAGGCGGUCCCUCGAAUGAUCGCACCCGAAAUCCCAGAACUGACCAUGGAGCUGAGCCCUCGGGCACAGGAACAGCAACAGGAGCAAGAGCAAGAGCAAGAGCAGGAACAACAGGAACAGGAGCAGGACCAGCAGCAGGCGACGACGACGACUACGGCGGCGGCUACGGCGGCAGAGGAGAGGGCAGGACGGCUGGCUGCAUAUGCGGCGCAUCUCGCCGAAGGCAGAAGGCUUUUUGCUGAGCUGUCGAUGGAAGAUCAAGAGCUCUUUGAGCUGUAUGAGUCGCAGCCGCGAAGGCGGUCGCGUCGUGGCUACAUGCAGGAGGCAAUCGAGAUCAUCGUUGCGACGGGAGACGCCUCGUCGACUUCGGCAGCCUGGCGCGAGGUCGGACCUACGACCAUCUGGAACAUGGCCGAGGAUCUGCGCCUAGAAGAGGUCCGAGUGGAGGACAGUCACGAUGGCGACGAAGAAGGAGAUGACGACGACGAUGACGACGACGACGACGACGAGCACUGCCCGUGGUUCGAAGACGCCUUCGGAUCGCCCACGAGCCUGGCCUGGGUCCAGCGGCUCCGCUACUCUCAGGCGAGCACGUCGACCAGGGCCGCCGACAAGCAGCGCGCGGCCGACAACGCGUCAGGAUCGUCCAGCGGCUGGCGGCGCGAGGUGGACAGAGGCGCAGCCUCGUCUAGCCUGGCCCAGAAGGUGUCUGUGGUCCAGUAUCCAAUUCCUGGUCUGAUCGAGCUGACGGGCGGAGACGGCCACCUCUGGUCGUGCGAAGGGUACAUGCAGCACGAGUCGGCUCGACGCGAGGCCCAGCCUGAGCCAAAUGUCAGCUUCGCCCUGCCGAGCGAGGGCGCCUCUUCGCGAUUCACGCCUCUCCCGAGGUCGAGGUCCGAGCCGCCGGCGAGCCCGAGCGCCCAGCCGGUGGGAGAGGGCGAUGAGAACAACAACAGCAGCAGCAACAGCAACAGUAAUCUUAACAAAAACAACAACAGUAGCAAACACGAGGAAGACGACGACGACGACGACGACAACGAUGAAUUGGAGGAGGAGGUGAAUGGCGUUCCUUCUCCCGCGUAA